This is a messenger RNA of Peronospora farinosa, 1128 nucleotides long. The record is from the annotation of a GenBank genome assembly. NCBI's taxonomy places the organism in Eukaryota, Oomycota, Peronosporomycetes, Peronosporales, Peronosporaceae.
AUGGCGGUCAAGCGAUCCAUCGCAUCGGAGACCGAAGUCUUAGGCGACAUCAACAAGAAAAGACGGCGACGGACAAAGGACGUCGCCUGUCCAGCAUCAAUCGAGGCAAACAACAAUGACGUAAAGUUUUCAUGCACGUUUGCUACAGCGUUGGAAAAGACAGAGGCCCUAUUGAAAAAGACAGAAGCCCCAGUAAGCACUACUACCAUGCAGGACGCUGUGCGUGUGGCGAUACUGGUGCCGUUUCGCGACAAUCAUCCGACGCAACAUCGACAAGCGCAUUUGGACGAGUUCGUGCCGUACAUGACAAAGUUUUUGCACCGUCAUUGUGCUGCAAAGAGUGCGUCCUUCCACAUAUUCAUCUUGGAGCAGUCACUGGAUGGUCGCAAGUUUAAUCGAGGCAAGCUGCUUAAUGCAGGCUUUGACAUGUCUCGCAAUGACUAUGACGUUUACAUUUUCCACGACGUGGACCUACUACCUGAAGAUGAUCUGAGUGAGUUUUACACCUCAGUACCACACGUAGGACCUAUGCACAUUGCGCGAGUGUGGAAGCGUUACAGCGACAGCUCGAACUACUUCGGCGGCAUUGUGGCGUUUACACGCCAACAGUUUCUCAAGGUGAACGGAUUUCCCAACAACUUUUGGGGAUGGGGUGGAGAGGACAACGAGCUUUACUGUCGUGUAGUGCGCAAGAACCUCAUUGUCCAAACACCAACGAGCGGUACAGUUCGAGAUCUAGAAGCCAUGAGUCUAGAAGAGAAGCUGACAGUACUACGUAAAAGCAAAUGGAAGUGCACUGUGAAGCGCGAGCUACUGAAGGAGCAUCACCGUACAUGGAAGAAAAACGGACUCAAAAGUCUUCAGUACGAAUACGUGGAUGCUGAGGCGAUCAAUGAGCACUGUACAAAGAUCACUGUCAAGCUAGGUCCAAACGGGCACUGGUCGGACUCAAGAUCGUCUCUAGAGCACCCAACAGGUCCAGAUCAAGACUUGGCUUCGUCUAUGGUGCUUACCAUCCCAACGACUUUGAAAACAAGCUCUGACAUUGCUGCAAGUAGUAAAUCUAAUGCAAAGGACACGAGUAAUGCAGUGGAUAGUGUCGCCCAUAUUGGACCGUCCAAGAAAUAG